UAUUUCAAAGCUUUCAAAUACAAGACGCUAUUAACUCCAAUUACUGAAAAAAAGAAGGUCCUCAAGAAAAUUUUUUCCCCUAAGUUUUGGCCGAGAAGUGAGUCUUCCUCAUUCGCGUCGCAUUAGAUUAUGGAGGGGCUUAGUGAUGAGGUGUACAAACGCGCCAGCGUACGGAGAAGCCUUGCGUUCACGAGCAGAACCGUGAUGGCUUCCAAGCUUUACCCUAUAACCCCUCUAAAAUGGUGUGGAACGCCGACUGUAAAAGCGUCGAAAGGAUCUUCUUGCAUGCACAGGUCAAAAUUACCGAGACAGCGGCGUCCCACGGUGUAUAAUUUAUUCGUGAAGGAACAUUUCAAAGAUAUGGCACUUUCCCAUGAAUCUCCCCAAGAACGUUUUAAAUUGAUCGCGUUUAUGUGGAGACAAUUGGGGAGACGGAAGAAGUUCUUUCUGAGAGAGAAGGAGUACGCAACGUUUCAGUCGACUCGCCUUGAUAAACCGACGAAGUUUGGAAUAUUAAAGCUGAUUUGCCCUUGUUUCAGAUAAUGAGUGUCUUUGAGGGUGAGAUUUGAGAUUUUUAAGAUGCUUUUUUUUGUCCGUUAAUUGAAUUUCUUCUAAUCGUUAUGGAUUGUCCUUCGCUAUAAAAUUAUGUGUUUAAUAUGUAAAUAAGCAUUAGUAUACUUAUUAGUAUUAUUGUGAGCGAGGUAUGUUCCAUUUUCAUUUCCGACUUUCAGGCGGUAACAUAGUAUUUAUCUAAUUAUCAUUUCUUUUAAAAGAGGAAACAUUAAUUUAUUUCCAUUUGGCAUUCAUCGUUAUCUUCGUUGCAUAUUUUGUCUGUGUGUAUAUCUAUCCACUCACCAUAUCAUACGUGGAGGAGAGGGGGGGAGUGACCUUACGUGAAUCAAUACACCAGAUGGUCAUCUCUUUUUUAUAGUUUCCCCGUAGCGUUGUGCUGUAGUACAAAUAUUAAGGGAAAAA
This is a messenger RNA of Phytomonas sp. EM1, 975 nucleotides long. Lineage: Eukaryota; Euglenozoa; Kinetoplastea; Trypanosomatida; Trypanosomatidae. The record is from the annotation of a GenBank genome assembly.